CCUGUGCCGGCGGCGGGCUACUUUCCGCUUCCGGGUAGCGCUUCUCUCUGGCGCGCUCUUGAAGCUAAGCGGUCGCCAUGGAGCUGUUGGGAGAGUACGUCGGGGAGGAUGGGCAGCAGCAGCGGCUGCGGGUGUCCUGUGAGGCACCGGGUGACGCCGACCCUUUACAGGGCCUGUUGUCGGGAGUGGCCCAGAUGAGGGAGCUGGUAACCGAACUCUUCGGCCCCCUGGUACAGCAGGAAGCGCAGCACCGGCUGGCGGCGGCUCCGGACGAGGCCUUGGACGGUGAUGAUGAAGAUGAUGCAGAAGAUGAAAAUAACAUUGAUAACAGACCUAACUCAGAUGGACCAUCUGCAAAACGGCCAAAACCACCAUCUUAACAGUAGCCUUACGAAAUUUUAAAGACUGCUACUAUAUCCUAAUUAUCACACACUGACAUUUAAGGAAGACUUGUGCUCUAAUUUGAGACAACUUUGUCAAAAAGAAAAUGGUUUCUUCUGUUUCUAGCAAAGAAAGAUAAUAAACGUUUAGAAAUGAAA
Molecule: messenger RNA, 539 nt
Organism: Propithecus coquereli (Coquerel's sifaka)
Lineage: Eukaryota; Metazoa; Chordata; Mammalia; Primates; Indriidae
Gene: GON7
Product: chromosome unknown open reading frame, human C14orf142
Exons: 2
Coding region: 78-380 (100 amino acids)
Cellular component (GO): EKC/KEOPS complex
Source: RefSeq, a predicted model, not a curated record